GUCCGGCUGCGAGGAAUGUACUCCGGUCCCCAGGAAAACUCUGCUCGAUUUACCUCCUCCGUCCGUCUCCGUCGCCGCUGGAUCAAACCCCCUCUUAUCGCCCUUGAACGACUAGAAGCGGCUGGAAUUGGUUUUGGCGGUUUAACGUCGUAGAACGCGACCUUAGUCCAAAGUAAUUUCACUGGGUCUGGUGGCGAGAGCCUCGUGUUGUUGGAAAUAGCCUGACUGCUACGUUUUCACGCAGUUCGGGACAGACCUUGUUCGGGUUCGGUUCGGUCUGCUCCAUUCUUACGCCACUUUUCGUUUGAACGUUGCGUGACCCACUCGGCACGCGGAUUUUUGUUGCCUACGUGCGUGCGUUUAUCAGAUCGGCAAGCUGUUUGGUCACUGUCAUUCGGCAGGUAUCAGCUUUGGCUGGCCGCCCGCAAUGAAGUACUCGUCCAAGUAUCGUCGAUUAAGUGGAUCGGUAUUUUCAAGUCCGAAGGUUUUGACGGGAGCCGGAAACAACCCGUUUGCUGUCCGGAGCUCACCGGGACGAGUGAGCAACGACAGUAACAGCGGUGACAUACCUAACCAUUCACCCGCGUCCAUCAUAGCACCUAGUAAAUUCGGUGCUUCAGUCUCGUCUCCUUGCAAUUUCUCCAAUUCGGCUCAGGCUGCGACUGGAUUGUGCGUACCAUCUCCAACUAGCCAUCCCUUCAAAGAGUCUCAUGAUGGAGCAGAUUUUAACGGCACGUCGUCAAAACCAUUGCUUCGUCCUUCUCUCAUUGGCUCGGGCUCUUCGUUUGCAUCCACUGGAACGUCGCAAAACCAUAGUAUCCUAAAACCGGCUACACUGGGAAAUCCAUUUUCGCGAGCAGUUGAAUUGGCUGACGAAGAUUCCUCUAUCCCACCAGUACAACAUCCGGUGCCACAGCGGAACUUGGGGACCGAUACAGCUGAAUCAAAACCAACAGUUUUGGUACCUUCACGAUUAAACAGUGUCAGCGCUGAAGGUUCGUCACCCACGGCGCCAGCAGCCGCAAGCGAAGGCAGUGAUGAAGGAUCUGAAUUGGGUGGAACUUCGGUGGCUCCGGAUAUAGCACCUACAGAAUCCGUUGUUCCUUCGGCCAUUCCGCGCCCAUCGCUUACAUCUACCAGUCUAUUCUCUACUACAGUGACCAGUGCCACUUCUGUUGCCACUAACCCAGCCCCACCUACUCCUACCGCUUGCGCCAACUUCGUGUUCGGACAAAAGCUUCACGAAAGAGUAGCGAACCCGAAUCACACUUCAACAGAACCAACAUCCAAUGGCGCAGAACCCACUACUAAUCUGUUUACGGUUAUUCCUAAGGAGAAAAGUGAAUUUGAAGCAGCUUCCACUAAUGGAGUGGCGACCAGCAAAACCCUUUCGGAUUCAGCUCGGGAGUUGGAAGAAGCAAGAGCAGCCAAACGCAAGUACGAUGAAGUAACAGUCGUUACCGGUGAGGAGGACGAACAAAACGCCCUGCAGGUCUAUGGCAAGCUCUUCACUUUCGACAAAGUUCAAGGUACCUGGAUAGAGCGUGGCCGCGGUACGUUGAGGCUGAACGAUAAACAACUCGAUAAUCACGCACUGCAGUCGAGACUUGUAAUGAGGACACAGGGUUGUCUCCGCGUCAUUCUCAACACCAAAAUAUGGGCAGAAAUGACGAUCGAUAAAACGAGCAGCAAAAGUAUUCGAAUGACAGCUGUGGAUGGUGAUCAGAUCCGUGUUUUUCUUCUCAUGGCUAGUCUCAAAGACACGGAAACGCUCUUUAACGCGUUAGAAUGGCGUUUGGCUACUUUGCGAGCUCACCAAUCACGAGCAGCCGCAGCGGCCAGCUCAAUACCUGAUGCGGAUUCGUCACCAGCGUUCUCUGCCGUCCCCCACAACGAAGACGGCACUAGCAGUCCCAAGCGGCGAGCCCUCCCUGUUGAACCGGACGAGCCUGGCGACGAAACGAAAAAGAAGCGUUCCGAAUGACAUAACAACAAAAG
This is a messenger RNA of Daphnia carinata, 1998 nucleotides long. It is a transcript of the gene RanBP3, whose product is annotated as ran-binding protein 3-like. Gene Ontology annotation, molecular function: GTPase activator activity. The record is from RefSeq and is a predicted model, not a curated record. The transcript has 8 exons. Gene Ontology annotation, cellular component: cytoplasm; nuclear pore. The coding region runs from base 428 to 1984 and encodes 518 amino acids. NCBI's taxonomy places the organism in Eukaryota, Metazoa, Arthropoda, Branchiopoda, Diplostraca, Daphniidae. Gene Ontology annotation, biological process: protein export from nucleus.